This is a messenger RNA of Fusarium redolens, 1028 nucleotides long. Its product is annotated as heme-containing dehydratase protein. The record is from RefSeq and is a predicted model, not a curated record. Bases 162 to 1028 code for a protein of 288 amino acids. The transcript is spliced from 3 exons. Lineage: Eukaryota; Fungi; Ascomycota; Sordariomycetes; Hypocreales; Nectriaceae.
AGUGACCUUGCAUAAGCCAUUCGUCCUACCUCUGUGCUAUAAAUACAAAUAGAUGUUCCAUCGCUGUUCUGAUCAAAGUCAAUUUCCUUUACCUUGUACGAAGGCACCUCGCUCUCUGAGUACCACUUCAGGAAACUCCUUGAUUUUUAAAUCUCAUCAGCAUGUUUUACCGAGCCAAAUUCCAACCUGGAGACAACCCAAGCGGCCGGCAGCUGGAUCUCAUUCAAAAGUUCGACAAGCUCAUCACUGGACAGGUUCACCUUGAUCGCAUCACAGUCCCAGGUGCUAAUGAGAUGAGCACCCAGAUCUGGCUCUCUUAUUGGUGGCCAGAAUCCCAUGCAAAGUGGUGGUCAUCGCCUGUUGUGAAAGAGUUUUGGGAUGAAUUCCCAGCAGACGCAGGCAUGUGGAGAGAGAUCCUUACAGCUACUGCCAAUCGAGUGCAAAACAUGUGCACUGCUGAGUUGAAAAACGGAAUGAAUGGUGUUGGAGAGAUGGAGCCAUUUGGUGACAAGAUCGGAUAUUGGGGCUGCGUUCGGCAUCGUAUACCGGACAUGAGUUUGGGUGACACGUUGGCCUCUUCGUUGGAGGAGAUGCCUCCACGAGUGCCAGAGACAACAACUAUUCGUCCUGGUAGAACAACUGUCACCAACCUACCGGACAACAUCUGCUUUCUAGUCGAAGGCCAAGACCAUGCGGGCAUGUCUGCUGAAGAGAAGGCCUUGUGGUUCGAAGAGUUCGACGCGCUAGUUACUGGCUGGAUGCGCUACCUAGUAGAGGAUACCACUGCCAACGGACUCUUCGAUGUGCGGAUGGGUCAUGUCUCAGACUAUGGAACGUUCAAAACUGGGACCCCAAUCAACUUGAACCAUAACAGGAAGAUCGAGAUGUUUUACUGGCAGGACAUGAGCAAGUUUGACCGGGUCGGCAGAAUUCACAAAGGCCACGUCAAGCUUGGAAAGCGGUGGAUGGAGAUUUAUGGGCCUGGUGGAGAGAUGGGUGAUAGUAAAGGCCAAAAUAAUAGUAGGUAA